Pseudogymnoascus destructans is the source of this 669-nucleotide messenger RNA. RefSeq lists its product as uncharacterized. The coding region runs from base 1 to 669 and encodes 222 amino acids. The record is from RefSeq and is a predicted model, not a curated record. Lineage: Eukaryota; Fungi; Ascomycota; Leotiomycetes; Thelebolales; Thelebolaceae. The transcript has 3 exons.
AUGGCCCCUCGUGAAGCAAAGCCAAACGUCCAAAGGGUUGGAAAGAGACCUCAAGGUAUCGACAAAGGACGACCACAUCGCAAGAGUGCGCGCCUAAAAAAUCUAGAACGCCGCCAGGAACGAACCAUACCCGGGGACACAAAUACGCAUCGAGCUCUAUUUCCAAGAGUGAAAGAGAACCCCUCGGAACCUCUAAAAGCUGAGAAUCGAAAACGAAGACGACCGCAAGAAUCCGAAAGUCCACUAAGUGGCGCACUAUCCAAUUCUGUUCGAAAACGACCGCGAACAUCUGUUACAAGCUCAUUUAUCGGGGAUAAAUCUAGUCAAGUGGUGGCCUGCAAGUACAACAUUAAUCCGAUUGAUUAUUGGAGAAGAAAAGGUCGCUGGCCUGAGGAAUAUUCCAAACAAGACGACCAGACUAGGAAAGGUAUAAACAAAGAUUUUGAAGACAGGCGGUACGAGACCUAUCGGAUACCAGAAGCGAACAUGAAUCACCUGCUUGCAAGGAGGAAGUCGUCAUCUUCUCUUCGAGGUAAACAAUCGGAAGCCAGCUCUACCACACCUAGCGAUCAGAACCCGAGAGAAGCCAAAAGUACCACCUACGCCCGCCCUGUAAAGGAUUUCUUGGCGAGUAGGGCAGUGGGAAGUCACGGGAAGGAAUAUACGUAG